Molecule: messenger RNA, 1737 nt
Organism: Anopheles darlingi
Lineage: Eukaryota; Metazoa; Arthropoda; Insecta; Diptera; Culicidae
Product: collagen alpha-1(XXVII) chain-like
Exons: 3
Coding region: 17-1534 (505 amino acids)
Source: RefSeq, a predicted model, not a curated record
CCAACUAUGCGUUGAGAUGCUGCGUGCAGUAAGCAGCAACCGCUGCAACAACGGCGACCGUGGCCAACUAGGUCCUGGUACGCUGUGUGAUGAUGGAGGCAGCAACCGCUGCACCGAUGGCAACCCUGGCCAACUAGGGCUUGAGAUGCUGCGUGCAGAAAGCAGCAACCGCUGCAACAACGGCGACCGUGGCCAACUAGGUCCUGGUACGCUGUGUGAUUACGGAGGCAGCACCCGCUGCACCGAUGGCCACCCUGGCCAACUAGGCGUUGAGAUGCUGCGUGGAGAAAGCAGCAACCGCCGCAACAACGGCGACCGUGGCCAACUAGGUCCUGGUACGCUGUGUGAUGACGGAGGCAGCAACCGCUGCACCGAUGGCAACCCCGGCCAACUAGGCCUUGAGAUGCUGCGUGCAGAAAGCAGCAACCGCUGCAACAACGGCGACCGUGGCCAACUAGGUCCUGGUACGCUGUGUGAUUACGGAGGCAGCAACCGCUGCACUGAUGGCAACCCCGGCCAACUAUGCGUUGAGAUGCUGCGUGCAGUAAGCAGCAACCGCUGCAACAACGGCGACCGUGGCCAACUAGGUCCUGGUACGCUGUGUGAUGAUGGAGGCAGCAACCGCUGCACCGAUGGCAACCCUGGCCAACUAGGCCUUGAGAUGCUGCGUGCAGAAAGCAGCAACCGCUGCAACAACGGCGACCGUGGCCAACUAGGUCCUGGUACGCUGUGUGAUGACGGAGGCAGCACCCGCUGCACCGAUGGCCACCCUGGCCAACUAGGCGUUGAGAUGCUGCGUGGAGAAAGCAGCAACCGCCGCAACAACGGCGACCGUGGCCAACUAGGUCCUGGUACGCUGUGUGAUGACGGAGGCAGCAACCGCUGCACCGAUGGCAACCCCGGCCAACUAGGCCUUGAGAUGCUGCGUGCAGAAAGCAGCAACCGCUGCAACAACGGCGACCGUGGCCAACUAGGUCCUGGUACGCUGUGUGAUGAUGGAGGCAGCAACCGCUGCACCGAUGGCAACCCCGGCCAACUAGGCCUUGAGAUGCUGCGUGCAGUAAGCAGCAACCGCUGCAACAACGACGACCGUGGCCAACUAGGUCCUGGUACGCUGUGUGAUUACGGAGGCAGCAACCGCUGCACUGAUGGCAACCCCGGCCAACUAUGCGUUGAGAUGCUGCGUGCAGUAAGCAGCAACCGCUGCAACAACGGCGACCGUGGCCAACUAGGUCCUGGUACGCUGUGUGAUGAUGGAGGCAGCAACCGCUGCACCGAUGGCAACCCUGGCCAACUAGGCCUUGAGAUGCUGCGUGCAGAAAGCAGCAACCGCUGCAACAACGGCGACCGUGGCCAACUAGGUCCUGGUGCGCUGUGUGAUGAUGGAGGCAGCAACCGCUGCAUCGAUGGCAACCCUGGCCAAUUAGGCGUAGGAAUGCUAGGUGAAGAAGACAGAGCAAUUACUAGGGCACCGGGAAGAAGUACGGGGGGGAAUGUGGGAUUUAUAGAAGGUACCCCUCCACCGGUGCCAUAAAUUAUCUGAUGAACUUGCUGACCGGCAGGAGAGAGCAGAGCGAUUAAGGAGUUCUCAACUGGCCCGCGACCAAGGCAGUUGGAGAUUUUUUAAUCGCUCCGAGAGUCGCUCGAAUCUGUACUAUACUAAAAGACUAUACUAAUAAAAGACUAUAUUAAUAAACGAUUGGAGGAUUUAAAAAACCAACCUCAAGCGCGGGCCAA